CACUCAAGCCAUAGAAGACAGUGAAAGAAGAUUCAAGCGCAGCCUCCGAGGAGAGUGAGAGAAAGUGUUUCUUUUACUGUCUAUGGAGGAAGUUGAUUCCACCUGGAGCAACUUGACGUGACUUGUCAACGUUCGGAGAGAACCGAGUCAGACCACAAAAUGAGGCGCAAAGAGAAGAGAUUGCUGCAGUUUGCUGGUUUGCUUAUUGCAGCCCUUCUUUUUUUGCCUAACGUGGGGUUGUGGUCUUUAUAUCGAGACCGAAUGUUUGAAAACUCGCCCGAAAUAGUUGAAAGACCGGGCGACAUCUCCUCCCACAUGCAGCAGGCGUUGCGGAGGGACGGACUGCGGAGGAAAGACUGGCACGAUUACGAGACCAUCAGAAGGGACGCAGCACGGACAGGUAAUGGAGAACAGGGUAAACCAUUUCCCCUGACUGAUGCGGAUCGUGUGGAUCUGGCGUACCGUGAGAAUGGCUUCAAUAUUUACGUCAGCGACAGAAUAUCACUCAACAGAUCGGUACCUGACAUCCGACAUCCAAACUGUAAGACUAAACUGUACUCUGAGAAGCUUCCAAACACCAGUGUUGUGAUCCCCUUCCAUAACGAGGGAUGGUCAUCGCUGCUCAGGACUGUCCAUAGCAUUCUCAAUCGGUCACCUCCACAGCUCAUCGCAGAGAUCAUUCUGGUGGAUGACUUCAGCGAUAAAGAGCAUCUGAAGUCUUCUCUAGAGGACUACAUGGCUCGGCUGCCAAAGGUCCGCAUCCUGCGCACCAAGAAACGGGAAGGACUGAUCCGGACACGUCUGCUUGGGGCGGCUGCGGCCAAGGGUGAAGUCAUCACCUUCCUGGACUCACACUGCGAGGCCAACGUGAACUGGUUGCCCCCUCUGCUUGACCGUAUUGCCCAGAACCGCAAGACGAUCGUGUGCCCGAUGAUCGAUGUGAUCGACCACGAUAACUUUGGCUACGAGACGCAGGCCGGGGAUGCCAUGCGCGGGGCGUUUGACUGGGAGAUGUACUACAAGCGCAUCCCCAUCCCCUCAAAGCUGCAGAACAGCGACACCAGUGAGCCCUUUGAGUCCCCUGUGAUGGCUGGCGGUCUGUUUGCUGUGGACAGGAAGUGGUUCUGGGAGCUGGGAGGAUAUGACACUGGACUAGAAAUCUGGGGAGGCGAGCAGUAUGAGAUCUCAUUCAAGGUGUGGAUGUGUGGGGGUCGAAUGGAGGACAUCCCCUGCUCUAGAGUUGGACACAUCUACAGGAAAUAUGUGCCAUACAAGGUUCCCGGAGGUGUCAGCCUAGCCAAAAACCUGAAGCGUGUGGCUGAGGUGUGGAUGGACGAGUAUGCGGAGUACAUCUACCAGCGCCGGCCAGAGUACCGACACCUCUCUCCCGGAGACACCACCGCCCAGAAGGAGCUGCGCUCACGGCUGCACUGCAAGAACUUCAAAUGGUUCAUGACGGAGGUGGCAUGGGACCUGGCCCUCCACUACCCACCUGUGGAGCCGCCCGCUGCAGCCUGGGGACAGCUGAAGAACGUGGGCUCUGGCUUGUGUAUGGAGACCAAGCACUUUGCCUCUGGCUCACCUGUGCACCUGGAGGUGUGUGGGAAAGGACACGGAGACUCCGGCUGGACCCACGGACAGGUGUUCACGUUUGGCUGGCGUGAGGACAUUCGUGUGGGCGACCCGCUGCACACCAAGAAGGUCUGCUUCGACGCCAUCUCCCACAACAGCCCCGUCACGCUCUACGACUGCCACGGCAUGAAGGGCAACCAGCACUGGCGCUACAGGAAGGAUAAGAGUCUGUACCACCCCAUCAGUAACAGCUGCGUAGAGAGCAACGCUGCUGAGAAGCGCGUGUUCAUGAACACCUGUGACCCCCUCGCUCCCAGCCAGCACUGGCAGUUUGAGAAGACCAACUCCUCCGUGCUCGAGCGCUUCAACCUCAACCAGCACUGACUAGAACUGAUUGACCAGGACUGACAUGACCAACCAGCAAUACAAAGUAGUGCUGAGCGAGACAGUGGACAACACAAUGGGGACGGGGGAGUGAUGGACAGGGCGUGUUUAUUAAGCGAAGACACCAAGUAGGAUUGGUGAAUAAUGGACACUGCUCCGGCUCGCCCAAUCGGAUCCUCCCAUCUCCUCUGACACGGUCGGGCGCUGGCUUUUCCACUCGGGUUUGUCCCGUGUGUGUGUGUGUGUGUGUGUGUGUGUGUGUGUGUGUGUGUGGCUCUUCCCCCUGAUUUGGUCUCUCGGCUUCAUCUCCAUGGAUGUGUCCCUCAACAUGUGGUCCUGCCGUUUCCUUCUUCUUUUCGAGGAGAAGACACUUUUUUUUGAUCACGGUUUCUCCUCCAUGGCCCCAAGACCAUCUUUUGAUUUCCUUGUUGUUGUUUUCUGCUACCUUGUCCAUCCUAGUGUGUCAGUAUUGAUUGACCACACAGAAGGUGGGCAUUGUGUACAGUGGAUGUCAAGGUUUUUCUCUUCAUUUUCGCUAACCUUUCCUUUCCUUUCCUACAGUAUGUGUUCCUUCCAUGCAGUAACCCAGCCCAGAUGCCAACAUGUGAGUUUGAGGCCCUCAUAGUGGCCUGAAAGGGUGUUUGUCUCUCCUUUUAUUUACUUUACUUCUUUCUUCCCUUCCUUCCUUAUUCCCUCCAUUUUCUCUCUCUUUCCCAAACAACAUGGCGGUCAGCACCACAGAAAUGGGGCACAGAACAGUCAGUCUAGAAAAAUGAGGAUGGACGUCAUACUGUAUCUCCAUCAGGUCUUGAGCCUUCAUUUCUGUCCCAAUUCCCAAGGCUCGGGUUUCCCCUAAAUCUGUGUCUGUGAUAAAGAUGAAUUCAAAAUUAAAAAACACUCUCGGUAUCCCAUUACUCUGUGUAGUGAAAACAAUGCAAGGUUUUUAAAUGGCUAGUGAGGUAGAAUGAAGCCACAGUGCCUUACAGCUUAUAAACGGCUUCAGCAAGUAUGCUUUCUCUGCAGUGGAGCACACAAGGUGUCUGUGUGUGUGUCUGUGUGUGUGUGUGUGUCUUGCUUUAUUGAGUUUAGAGGGUCUACAUUGGUAAGAAACACUGGCUGCAUCUCUUUAUAGAAACCAAAUUGGUUAUGGAAAGAGAUUGUGGAGCGAUCUUGGAGAGACAUAUGGUGGGGCAAAAUGCAAAAUGGAGAUCAGUGUCAAAUUGAUGCAAAUCCUCUAGCUGGUUUAAGUUUUAAUUCAGCAUAUGGAGAAGACCUCAGACAAAAAUAGUUUUAUAGAUCUGUAUCUUCUUUCCUCAGCUGUGCACAUUCAAAAAUGUUAAGGUACAGUUAUCCUUCAAGUGGAGAAGAUGGAAACUAAACUGGCAUAUAUUUUUUGGUAGAAACUUGCUAUAUACAGCCUGAGAACAUGGAAUUCACAGAAAGAACUCGUAAUUUUUUAAGAAUUUGAUGGGUUAUUACAUUAUACAUGUAAAUUAAACAAACAAAAAAACAGGCUGUACAUUUUUGCAGUGGUCUGACAAAAAGACUUUUAAAAUCCUGUAUACCACUGGAAUAAUUGUAAAUUAUAUUAAUACAAUAAAUGUUAGAUUCUUUUGUCUUUUGAAUUAUGGAUGGUGACUUGCUUCCCACUUGUCCUCAAAAUCAUAUGCUAAUUCUUCCAGUUUUAUUAGAGCAAGGACAAUAAUGGCCACUUCAGAUGCAGAAUGAGAUAAUUAAUGAUCUAUUUAUACAAGCAUAUUGUUUACAAGAUGGCAUUAUCACUUUAUUUGAUUCAGAAUUAAACAUGUGGGUUUAUUCACAAUACAUCCGGUUGGUUAUGGAAAGCAUAGGACAUUCUUGUCAAGAUUUUAAUGUAUUAACAUGUCUUUGUUUUCUAAUACAUUAUAAUGUAUAAGUUGUAAACAUUUGAAGACUUUGACUACAAUAAUUUGAAUACCUUUAGACAUCGCACCCCAGGUUGGCCAUUAGAUUUCAUGAAUGGAACACACAGCUGUGUUCUUUGCAGAAAUUGGACAAAAAGAUGUAAUUUGGCAGUUAUUGUUUACAUGUGUCCUGCAUUGCAUCUUUCCAUUGCAUUGCAUUGCAUCUUUCCAUUUUCAUUUCUUUGACCGAACUGGUUUUGCUCAUUUCUGUGAAUUGUCUUUUUUUUUUUUUUUUUUUUUUUUACCUUGCAACCAUUCCACUACAUUGGAUAACUUCUAGUAUAGUUAUGUUAUGUUUUAUUUUAUCAGUGCCUGAUGACAUUCUGAUGAAUUCAUUAUCAUCCUCAUUUUGUUUUUAGACAUCAUAAAAAAACAUGUACAGAGUUCUUCUCAUUCAAUAGAAAACAUUAUGCACUGGAAGUUUACAGGAGGAAAGAACAAAAUUCAGCAUUAUAAUAGAUACUGUGUUGAACCAGUGUAUUUAACCAUUGUAGUACUCAUGUGCAUAUUGACACCACCAUUGCAGGAAUAUCAUGUUUAUGGCCUCAACCUCCUAAAGUUGUCUAAAUAACUUAAGCAGUUUAUUAAUUUGUACUUAGAAUAUAAUUUACAUUGUGAGUUUACAACGUUACGCAAACAACCAGAGCCUAAUUUUAUCUUUGUGGUGAAAUUGAUUGCCAUGAUUUUAUGUACAAGACACAUAACUUUGAGUACUACAUGGUAGAGUCUUAACUUAUGACCGUAGCAUAUAUGAACAAAGGUGUGCAGCCUUGAUUCAUACUCUUUGGUCAGGAAGAGCUUUUUUAUUUUGAAAGUCUGCCACACGUGUAAGCCAGAAAUAGGACUUCUUCAGUGGCUGAUUUGCAUAAUAACAGAAAAUGCUAACUGUUCGGGGUAUUUCUUAACUGUUUUGUAAUAUCAAACAGUGAUUCUCUGAGGACAAUGAGCCCAAAGUAUGAUUGAAGGUCGGGCACUUUUAGACUCUCACCCUGAUAUUUCUCUGAUAAUUUGUAUAAGACGUUAUUUUCAUAAAGUAUUCAUGUACCACUAGUACAGUGGGAGUGGCUUUGAGGAUGUUUGUUUGUUUUUGUUGUGGGGAUCUCGAAACAGGGUUGUAUCCUUAUGGUAAUGAUUUUGCUAUGAAGGAAUUAUCUUUUUUUGUUCGUCUUGGUGCUCUCACUUCAAAUUUGAGAUGUAGGGUACGUCCUGCUGCAGUUUCAUACAUUUUAAUUGCACGUGUAAAGAAUUUGGAAAUAUAGUAUUUUCAAUCAUGAUCAGAGUGAUCAAAAGGUGUAUAUACAUUUUCAUAAUGCACAAGUCAAGUCAUGUAGAGCAGUCUAGAAAACCAACUUUUUUAUAAUAUAAAAAUGGUUUAAUUUUCAAGGGCAUUGUUGACCACUCAAAACCUUUUACUGAUCACUCAAAACAACCAGUGAUCUUUUUUGUAAAAUAAAAAAAAGUAUUUUUAUAAGAAUUGUCUGGUUUCCUCUGAAAAAUAAACAAAUAAACUUAA
Messenger RNA from Alosa alosa (allis shad), 5412 nucleotides. It is a transcript of the gene galnt10, whose product is annotated as polypeptide N-acetylgalactosaminyltransferase 10. Gene Ontology annotation, cellular component: Golgi apparatus. The record is from RefSeq and is a predicted model, not a curated record. Bases 160 to 1956 code for a protein of 598 amino acids. Lineage: Eukaryota; Metazoa; Chordata; Actinopteri; Clupeiformes; Clupeidae. The transcript has 12 exons.